AGUCUUCAUUUCAAUUUCAAACGUCGAGGCAAUCGGACGCACGCCGGCUCGUCGCAGUUGUUGUUGUUUUCGUAUUUCGUAUUUCCAAACGCGCGUACUGAAAUUCGAACGGGAGAGAUCGUGAGAUCGGUGGUUUAUGUUUAUAUAUUUAUGCGGGAUUGAGAUACCUAACCGUGUGCUUGCGUGAUGAUACCAGCAGGAUAUCCUUGGGUCUUCGAGUGAAAAUAAUGAGUGUAAAUGGAGAAAAGUAAACUAAGAGCGAUAAGGUUACAGAUGUCCUAAGCACACAAACACACACACAGAGAAGGACACAAGCAGAGACACACAGCCAACGCAGGGAUAUUGCGGCAGGGGCUGGGCAUGUAACUGGAUCCUGGAUACAUGUUGGCUCCUAAGACAACAGCUCGGCAAAGGCAGGAGCGGGAGCAGCAGAAGGAGCAGGACGAGCAGGACGCCGUAGUUUCCCCUUAAAACCACCUGUAUUUCUGAGCAGGUAGUGUACACAGAAAUCGUCUCAAGUCGAUAAGCAUAUGUGCCAGACCUUAAGGCUAUUAAUGCUAUGAGUGUGCGUCAGAGAUAUGAACACUUUAGUCAAACCAUGGACACUUUUCGUGGCUUGACAGGCCGCUUUGUGGGUUCUCGUUUUAUUGCCAAGUCCGCAAAUUGCCAGGCCAAAGACGUAGAAAGAUCGUAUUCACCACGUCAACAAAGCGAGUGUGCAGCUAAUGCUAAUGCCUGCAGUUAGCUCGCCAUCGCCACAACGCCACGUCACAUUGCAGGUGCAGCAGUUGCACAGGAAACGCAGGAGCAGGAGCAAGAGACACCUACUCCUCCUUCGUCACACUGAGAACCCCCUCAAGGCGCAGCAUGGCGGUGAUUAAUAGAGCCGGAAGUGUGAUUACCCUGCUAGUUGGCCUUCAGGUCAUCUGCUUAUCUCUUAUGGUCACCGGAGAGCUGCCGCAGCUGGACUAUGGCAGUAUGUCCGCCUCCCUGGAGGAGGAUGCAAUUGACCCACUCACAGCACUGGCUCCCUUUGCCAACUCUUUGGUUACCGAGGAAUCGGCGCCGCAAAAGCAUCACUUGGAGCUGCUGAGUAACAGUAGUGAAGAGGAGAAUCCGGCACGACCUCCAGUGGGCGUUCCAUCCUCCUCCUCUUCGUCCUCAUCCUCCUCAGGGGCGACGGCAGCAGGCUCAGGAACCCUGCUAGAGGAGUUCAACAGUGGCAAACUGAGUCCUGGAGAGGCCAGCAAUACGCUACCCAUCUUCCUCAGCGAGCCGGAGAGUGUUUUUGUGGUCAAAAACCGACCGGCCAUCCUCAAGUGCAAGGCCUCGCAUUCCCUGCAGGUGAUCUUCAAGUGCAGCGGCAGCUCACAGCCCCCGCCCUCGACGCACGAGACUCAUGUGGAUCCACACACUGGCGUCAACAUGGAGGAGGUCACCGCCACCAUACACCGGGACCUGGUGGACGAGUUCUUUGGGGAUGGACCCUUCAAGUGCGAGUGCCACGCCUGGUCGUCGCGUGGCGUGGUCAAAAGCCAGGCGGCCACCGUGCACAUAGCCUAUAUUCGCAAGUCCUUCAACCAGUCGCCCACCUCGCUGCGCCUGGAGCUGGGCAGCCGGGCGGAACUGCGCUGCGAGCCACCCGGCGGCUUCCCCGAACCGAAGCUCACCUGGCACAAGAACAACGCGGUCAUCACCGCGGAAAGCGAGCCCGGGAUCAGCGUUACGGGCGGCAUACUCACCUUCCGCCAGGUGGCACUGCAGCACAUGGCCAACUACAGCUGCAGUGCGGAGAAUAUAGCCGGCAGACGCAUCUCCGAUUCCGCGGUGCUCAUCGUUUAUGUCAACGGCGGCUGGAGCACCUGGAGUCCAUGGCGCGAGUGCAAGUGUGCGGGCAAACCGAGCCAGGGACGAAAACGGUCGCGUACCUGCAACAAUCCGAUGCCGCUUAAUGGUGGUGCCCAGUGUCCGGGCCCCCAGAUCCAGAAGUCUGCCGACUGUGCCGCCUGUCCAGAGGACACUCAAAUCGUCAGUCCUGAUGGAUUUGACAUUUCGUCGAGUAAGCGCAUGGCCCGCUGGUCGCCGUGGAGUGACUGGAGCAUCUGUUCCGCGGAAUGCAUUCAAGUGCGUCGCAGGAAAUGCCUGAGUCAGGGCCUCCAGACACCAAAUCCCGAUGGCGACGAGAGCAGCGAACUGCUACUGGGCUCCGGCGUGGGCAUGGCCGCACUCAGUGCUGCUGGCGCUGCCUCCGGUGGAGGAAGCCCCGGCGAGACGGCUGCUGGAUCCAGCAGCUCCUCCGACAGUAUCGCAGGAUAUGGCAAAUCAUUGUGCACCGGAAAGGAUAUACAGACAGCCGAAUGCCGCGGCGAACAGUGCCAGAUUGGCAAGGAUGAUUUCGAUUGGACCCUCUAUCUGGGACUGGCCUUCAUAACCGCGGUCUGCUUCGCCUUUGGCGCGGCCCUCAUCUGCUGUGCCCGCCGUGGCAUUCGCACCAAUCCCCACUACAACAUGGCCCGCUCAGUAAUGGACGCGGAUUAUAUGCCCGGCGUGGUGGAAAAGAAGGAGAUGCGCAUGCACAUCGAGGCCAGCAACAUGGGUUACGAUUACGUCAAUCCCGGACAUCGGUACUUGCCCAGCAUGGGCAUGGGCAUGGGAUGCGGCAGCAUCGGCGGCGGUGUCACCGAGCACCACUACGAUGUGCCCAAUCUGUCCGCCAACUACACCAACCCCAUUGAUCAUCUCAGCGUGGAUUAUUUGUCUGAAACCGGAGAGUCCUCCGCAGCAGAUACCUCCAACUCCACCUUUGACAUGAACAACAAGCUCUCCAUACUGAACGCCUCCAAGAGCAGCAGCUACGAGCUCUUGGGCAGCUCUGGAGGACAGCUGCGUUUGUACGGCGGAGAGCUGUUGCUCUUUGUGCCCGAGCACGCCAUUGGCAAGCACUCGAAGAAGCAUGUGUCCCUGCUCCUGCUGAGCGACGAGUGCAGCCGCGUUUCCUGCGCCACCGAGAGCUCCAUCCUGUGCAGCAGCGUGGUGCACAGUGCCCCGCGUAACUAUAGCUUUGUGAAGCCGGUGAUCCUGAAGAUACCUCAUUGCCUGGUGGCGCCGGAGCAGUGGCAUGUCCACAUCUACCAUGCGGAUAGCGAGCACGACGAGCUAAGCGUAAACUGGCGACGAGCGGUGUCCGUGGGCGAGGAGACCAUCAACACGCCCAUGUUUGUGCAGCUAGAGUCGCGGCAUGUCUUUAUUAUGACGGAGCAGUUGGGCCACUUUGCCGUGGUGGCGGAACCUAGGAUCCAGCAGCCCUCCAUCAAGAUGAAGCUGCUGGCCUUCAGUCAACACACGCCACCGAGCAGCGCCAACUGCAGUCUAAGGAUCUAUGUGGUCAAGGAUCUGCCCAAUAGCCGCGACAUCUGCUCGAACGUGGAGGCCAAGCUGGGCGGCAGUUUCCUGGGCGAGAGCCAGGUCUUUGUCUUUACCCUGAACAGCCGGAACCUUAAUAUCCGCGUGCGAAGUGCCGAUGUGGAGGCAGCGGCUCCCUACGAGCACGCCAUACCCUACCAGCACAUCCUCAGCAACAACUCUAUUCUGCACUGCGAGUUCAGCCUACGACGGCAGGAUCAGACCACACUCUGCGUGGACUUUGGCCAGGGUAGCGAGGAUGAUGCUGAUAUAUAUACCUUCAACAUUCCGGCCCACUCGCUGAGCGGCUCGGCGGAGGAGCUGGCCUCCACCACGAACACCACCAUCUCCAUCGACCGGCAGGGCAACUAUGUGAACGAGAGCUGUGUGAUGGACUUUGUCCAGCUUCCACAUGCCACCAAGCGUCUGAUCUGCGCCGCCCUGGAUCCACCGCGGGCCGAUGAGCGCGACUGGCGGCUGCUGGCCAAGAAGCUCAAUACGGAUCGGUAUAUAGCUUAUUUUGCCACCAAGGCCUCGCCCACCGAACAGAUCCUGAACCUGUGGGAGUGUCGGGCGAAUAGCUCACCCGGUAAUAGUUCCAACUCGGUUUCGCACACAAUAAUGAACCUGUUGCUCACGCUCAAGGAGAUGGGACGCCAGGAUGUGUUGGACAUAAUCGUGGAGACGAUUGGUCCGCUGUGGUUCUAGAGGAAGCCAUGGAGUUAAUAUCCUCUGUUUCAAAUUUUGGCUAAUAUAUAUUCUUAAUGCCAAAAGGGAGUGAUACUUGAAACAAACUAAGCGUUGAUUUUCUUUGUUGAUUUUUGCUAAAAUGUUUCCCUUUUUCGCCACCAACGAAUCUUUAAAACAUUUUCCCUUUUUAAAAUAUUUAUAAUGUUCCCAAAGAAAAUACUUACAACACCUAAGAACUGAAGAACCACCUGGAAAGAUUGUUAACGUGUUUAAUAUUGGUAAAAGCAGCAGCAGUCCCCCAAUUGUUGUUGAAAACAAAACAAAAAAUGUUCAUGAGUUGCCUUUUAUUUACAAAAUGUAUGAACGACACACGAAACGAAAACUGGAAAACAUUGAAUCGAAAAUGAAAGUAAAAUUGAAUCAAAGUGUAGCCUGUAGUCAUUAGUCUCUAAGUUAAGACAGUAAAUUGCUCAACGAACACUGUUCCCUAUGGGUGCCAUGCAUUUUAUACACUAAACGAGGACGAGGGAGGCGAAAGGUAGAGAUUAAUUAUACUUGUGGCUUAGCAAACUUAUAGUUUUAAACACUAAACUGUAGUAUUAUGUACGAUAUGACAGCUGUAAGAUACGAGUGCAGGAUCUGUGGCAAAAUAUAUAUUUAGAGUUAAGUUAUGGGGAGUCCUUCUCCUCUAUAUUAUGCCUGAGUUGUAAACUGUUUUGCCAAAUCGUUGAAUUUCUCAGACGACUCUAGUUAAUGGUGGACAGCAUUUAGUAAUCAAAACUAAGCACACAAUAUAGGAAAGGUUUUGUAAUAACAAGGUGGAGAGGGUUUAGAUCGUGGGAUGUUAUCCAUGUUAUUAUUACAAGACCUUUGCAUAUACCCAUACGUAUGUAGCCUCUCAUAUACAUAUAUAUAUAUACCGCGUAUUUGUAUAUUUAGUGUACGUACCACCUAGUUAUAGUUACGAAAAAGAAUAGAAAACAAAACGAGUAGCUUGUUAGACAUACUCAAGUGAUAACCUUUGUAUUUGUCUUUAGUUGUAAGUCUGAUCCUGUCGUUUAAUCGUUAAUCAAUUAAGCAACGUAUACUUAGAGGACCCACAAGCAGAAAAAGCAGAGUUCAAUAAAGAGAAACGA
This is a messenger RNA of Drosophila kikkawai, 5228 nucleotides long. The record is from RefSeq and is a predicted model, not a curated record. Lineage: Eukaryota; Metazoa; Arthropoda; Insecta; Diptera; Drosophilidae.